Molecule: messenger RNA, 2615 nt
Organism: Zerene cesonia (dogface butterfly)
Lineage: Eukaryota; Metazoa; Arthropoda; Insecta; Lepidoptera; Pieridae
Exons: 9
Coding region: 177-2486 (769 amino acids)
Biological process (GO): triglyceride biosynthetic process
Cellular component (GO): plasma membrane
Molecular function (GO): diacylglycerol O-acyltransferase activity; long-chain-alcohol O-fatty-acyltransferase activity
Source: RefSeq, a predicted model, not a curated record
CACCCACACACCCACCGGCUAGCUGGUUCACAGUCGAAUGUGAUUACUACAUGAACACUCGUUCGAUACACUCUGAAUAAUUUUGUUUUGUGAAAACAUUGUGUAAUUAGUGGGUUAACAAUUGUGUUGUGUUUACAGUCUAAGACAUUAUCUUCAGUUGAAAUAAUUACCUAAAGAUGAGGAGACAACCUCUCAGCUUACGAUCAAGAUUGAGAGAGGAACUCUAUACAUAUUGCGCCUUCUGGAUUGCCGUGUCUGCACUGCCUGCACUCGCUCUAUCGUAUGUUGUUGUUAGAAUAAGCAAGCAUUUAUGGCUAAAGUUGCUUGCUAGCAAAUAUCCAAGCUUGGAGUUUAUACGAACAGAUACAGUCCGAUCCUUGUUGGAUACUCACAGGAAUCAGGGUAUCAUUAACGUUCUGCUAUGCGUCAAAGGUACUCCAAAUAUAGAGGACAUUAAACGCCAAUUACAUCAACACGUUAUUGAUAGACGAAAUCAAAAUGGUGAUCUCAUGUUCCCGCGAUUGCGGCAACUCUUAGUAUCUUGUUGGGGCAACUAUGCCUGGGACAAGCACGUGCCCUUUAGACCAGAAAAUCAUGUUCUUGUAGCUAAUUCUAUAUACAGAGGAAGACCUGUUACAGACACUAACAUACAGGAUUAUAUUAGCGAUAUAAUAUCAAAGUAUUUUCCGAGCGAUCAUCCCCCGUGGCAGUAUAUAAUAAUUCCCUGUGUUUCCACAGAACCAAAGUAUUACAUACUAAUAAGAGCUCAUCAUUUACUGCUCACGGGGAAAAAUUCUCUUAACAUUGGAGAUUUUCUCCUAGUGGAACAACUGCCAAAUAGAUCUCUAGACCAGGAUGUCAGACAAUUGAGUCCGCUUUCGAAGCUAUUUCCAACGCCAUCCGCCAUUCCAGAAUUAUGGUCAAAGCUGAAUGAGAGUCUGUCAAAUGUAUGGAACGAAUUUAUAUGUGAAUACGAUCCGGUAGAAAGUCCUCGAGCCCUGAAAUCGCUACCUGGAGCGUUCCAUGUCGCUGGAUUGGUGUCUAUAUCAGUAGCCAGUGCUUUAAGAGAAAUUUCUAAGAAGAGGUCUCAAGAACGAAACGCCCCAACCGCGUUCUCAGCGGCUAAAUUCGUGCUUUCCGUACAAAAAGAAUGCAAACGAAGAAAUUUAACGUUACCAAAGAUAAUAAUUUCACCUCUUGUAACAGUGGACCCUCGGAAAUGGCCAAGACGAACGUUAGAUGCAGCUUUGACAACAACGAAAACUUUUUUAACACUACCAUUUAGAAUGAGAGAUGAAAUCCUGGCUCUCUAUGAGCUGAAGAAUACAGGACAAGUUCGUCAAACACACACGUUGACUUGGAAGUAUGGAGAUUUAGUUCAACUGUUUAUCAGAGCUGUGGGUGAAACGGUAAGAGGAACGGUGGAAGCAUACCGGGCACCUCGAAAGUUAUGGACAGAUACUAUUGGGGCUGAUGAUGGGAAGCGGCAUUUGUUGCAAACUAUAUCGUUGUGUGGAAGAAAGGUCACGUCAUGGUCCAGACCAGUGCCUCGAGGUAACAUAGACAGAGCGGCUCGCGCUCUGGGGGUAUCGUCUACUGACAUAGCACUAUUCGCAGCUACUGAGGCUCUCAGGGCAUUUUUUGAACAGUCCCAAUGUGGUACACCUGAUUCAGUUCUAGUCACAGCGAGAGCGGCUUCAGAAGACUUCCUCUUUACUUUUGCUGAAGGCAAUGGGAAGAACUAUAAAAAAUCUAAAACUGGAGGUAUGGUCUGUCUAUCUCUACCGGUGGGUGCCACUCCACGUCGCAUAGCCUCAGUAGUAGAGGAAGCAUGUAACAGACAAGUAGCGCUAGCCGGCGCGUGGGCCGCCCAAGCCCGCUGCGGAGCCCUAACACGCUCCGUGCCUUCGCCCUUCGCAAGGUUGACGCUAAAUGCGCUAUCAAGAAGAUAUGCUGUAUCGUACGCCGAAAUAGAUGCUCCAUUGGACUCGAGGCAAAGGAAAACGUUAUGGGGACAAGAAAUAGAUGCUGUUAUGUAUUGGAGACCUCCUCAAGCUAAUAUAAGUAUGUCACUAACAGUAAUUCAGUACGCGGACACUGUUCGUUUAACUGUAAUGGCCGACGCUCGUCUAACGCCGUCACACACAAUACCGACAUCAAGAUGGCCGACAGCAAUCGAGCAAUUGGUCAACAAAAUCGAUCAACAGAUCGCCCGUAUUGCCGCGCAAGCUCAAGUAACGAUCCCACAGACUAUACAACAGAUAGAACCGAGCACUAGUCAAGAAAGUCCAGAGACAAACGAAUUCAAUGCGGAGUCUGUACAAAACGUACCAGAGAUAAUAGAACCUGAACCACAGAGCACUGAAAGCGGCAUAGAUGAAUCACAGGAUAGUGAAGUUGAAGCUAGUCAAGGAACUUUAAUGCCGCCUACAACUAUAGCAGAUAGUCCACCACCAGUUAGAAGGCAUAGCUUUACGAAUGAAUAAGCAGUGUUUAUAGUCAUUAAUUAGGACCAUUGUGACUAUGGAAAUUUGAAGUGUAGACUGUUAUUUAAGUUUGUAUCACCUAAAUGUUGUUGUAUAUUGUAUUUUCAAUGAAAAAUAAAGAAUUGUUUU